UAGUUUCUUCCAUCGAUUUCAGAUUUUUUGAUCCAUCUCAGGUUCUUCCAAAUUUCUCAUAGAUUUUUGUUUUUGAUGUGAAAGGAUCUCCCUUUAUCUAAUCUUGUUAGAAUCCAAGACAUUCUCAUUCCACUGAACUUGUGUCUUCUUGAAUUGGUAUUUAAGUUUCAGCAAAAUGGCUACUGGUGAAGCACCGUGUAACAAUAAGAGGAGUUAUCAGGUCGUCAUUGCAGCAACUAAAGACAUGGGUCUUGGUAUGAAUAUGAAACUUCCUUGGGAUUUACCAAGAGAAUAUCAGUUUUUCCAGGAUGUAACAACUAAAACAUCCGAUCCCAAGAAGAGGAAUGCGACUAUAAUGGGAAGAAAAUCAUGGGAAGCUACUCCUCUUGAUAUUCGUCCCCUUCCUGGUCGGCUCAACGUUGUUCUCACAAAAUCUAGCUGUCUCAGCAUUGCUACUAAUGAGAAUGUAUUGGUGUGUAAUAGCAUGGAAUCGGCUCUUGAACUUUUAGCCACUGAGCCCUAUUCCUCGUCUAUCGAGAAGGUCUUUUUCAUAGGUGGCGGCGAGUUGUUAAGGCACUAUAUGAAUGCACCAAACUGUGAUGCAAUCCACCUAACUGAAAUCGAUAUAAGCGUGCCAUGCGAUGCAUUUGCACCGAGGGUGGAUACUUGUCUAUACCGUCCAUGGUACUCAUCAUUUCCAGUUGUGGAAAAUGGGAUUCGGUAUAGCUUCAACACUUAUGUCCGAAGUAAAAACCCCAUUGCUGUGUCGGAUUUCAUUUGUUGCGAAACAGAGGAUUACUCGUUCUUGCCUAAGAUGGUUUUCGAGAGGCAUGAGGAGUUUGGUUACUUGAAUCUUGUUCAAAACAUUAUAUCUAAUGGGGACAUGAAUGACAAUAACACUCUUUCUAAAUUUGGCUGUCAGAUGCGUUUCAAUCUGCGCAAGACUUUCCCGCUUCUCACAACCAAGAAAGUUUUCUGGCUAGGCGUUGUAGAGGAAACCCUACAACUCAUCAGUGGAUCAACCAAUCCCAAGGAAGAGGGUACUAAUCAUAUAUGGAACAGCAACGAGGCUAACGAAUAUCUAGACAGUCUCAGAGUGAAUGCCACAGAAGAAGAUGGAGACCACCCGCUCUUGUUUGGACUCCACUGGAGAGACACUGAUGCUAGGAAAGAAUUCAGUAAGCUCUCUGAUUUUAUAAACAAGAUAAAGAACAAUCCUCAUAAUCGAGGGAUCAUGCUUCCUUGUCAGACGUUCGCACAGUUCUAUGUGGCCAAUGGUGAACUUUCCUGUCAAAUCUACCAGAGCUCAACUGAAGCAAGUCUCGUGAUUCCUUUCUGUAUCGCUGCAUACUCUCUCUUGACAUGCAUCAUCGCUCAUGUUUGCGAUCUUGUUGCUGGUGAUUUCAUCCAUGUGAUUGGAGAUGCUCAUGUUAAUACAGCUCACAUCAAGGCUAUACAAAAACAGCUUCAAAUUUCCCCAAAACCUUUCCCGGUCAGUACUAUAACUUUGCUCAUACAUUCCCUAUUUAAUUUGGUCUCUGCCUCCUCAUUUCAGGAAACAAUUAAUUUGACUUCUUCUAUCUCUCUCUCUCUACCAUCUUAACGGUUAAAAAACAGAUUUUGAAAAUGAAUCCCGAGAAAACGAAUAUCGAUCACUUUCAAGCCUCUGAUUUGGAACUUCUGGAGAUAUGACCUGCUU
Molecule: messenger RNA, 1699 nt
Organism: Eutrema salsugineum
Lineage: Eukaryota; Viridiplantae; Streptophyta; Magnoliopsida; Brassicales; Brassicaceae
Product: bifunctional dihydrofolate reductase-thymidylate synthase
Exons: 9
Coding region: 176-1603 (475 amino acids)
Biological process (GO): tetrahydrofolate biosynthetic process; dTMP biosynthetic process; one-carbon metabolic process
Cellular component (GO): cytosol; mitochondrion
Molecular function (GO): thymidylate synthase activity; dihydrofolate reductase activity
Source: RefSeq, a predicted model, not a curated record